CAGGAGCACCUGAGCAGGAGUUGAGACUUGGAAAGUACCAGAAUGUUUUGUUGCUGUGACCAGGGCAAAAGAAGUCACCAGUGACAUUGACAGCUGGCUGGAAAAUUUCUUCUCCCUGUUCAACAUCUUCAACUGCCAUGAAGAGUGUGUUCCAUGCUCCAAACAUCCAAAUGUACGGAAUUUUUAGGCUCCACCGUUUGUCCGAAAUGAAGCAAUGGAUCUACAAACUCAUUGGUCUCUUCUUCAGUUAUCUGUCCUGGGCUUUUGGUGUGAGCCUUGUCAACAGCAGAUCCUGGCGCGUGUGGGAAUUCGACAGCCAGACUGUGCCUUUUGUGUUCAUUGGAUUUUGGGAAGCCUUCUAUUACGAAAAAGUUAACAUCGCUGGUUCAGUAACACAGGUGCCGAUGCAUAGCCCUAUCAAUGGCAGCUGGGUCAUUUCGACUGAGAUUGAAUAUGGGCGGGACCUGAUAUUGUUGCCUAGCUUUAUGAAGACGACUGUUCUGAUCUUCAGCACAGUGGCCAUUCUGGUCAGCUGGAUCAAGGCACCAUACCUAGAGUUCAUCCAAAUGUGUUACAAAAUAUCUGUCUUCUUCCUUUUCACCAGCUGUGUCUGUACCUUUACUGUAGUGAUCUGGAAUUUCACUGUGGAUUUUUAUGGACAAAGCACUCUUGACUUUCCCCUUAACUUUCCUGUUGACAAAGAAAUCCUGAUAAGGAAACACUUCAGCUUUGUGUUUCCAGUAGGAAUCUCAACAGCCACUCUAUCACUAAUAAGCGCCAUCAUGUUUCUCUGUGAGUUAUGUUUAGCUGGCCGGGGGCACCGACAGAAAACUGAAAGAAACAGUGCAGUCUUCAGUUCUUGUGGGAACUACCGUCUCCAGAAGUCCGAGGCAGGCAUGCACAGAGUUGUCAUGAUGCGAGGCUUGACAGGAUCCAGUGGAGAGUCCAACUUUGUGAUUGUGGACUGUUUCCUCAAAGCCUGCAGGGGAGCAGGGAGCUCCUUGCAGAGGAUUCUUGUGCGCAUGCCUAGUGUCUUGAGGAUGGACAAGACACCGCUUGCUUCUGUGGAAAUGAACGUGCCAUGUAUCACUUUGAUGCCCACGGGGGAAGUUCUGUCGUUCUGCGGCGUGGCGUUGUUAGAGUCCAAAAACAUCCACUGCCCCAAGAGUGACUCCAAGAGGCACUCUCAUGCAAUCAGCAUAGGGCUUAUUGUUCAGUCCAGCAUGCGGGGGGCCCCUGAUCAAACAAGCGGCACCCAAGAGAAAAUGGUUUUUGCGGAGCUGAGCCAUGUUAUCCCUAGCAACCCCUGUUUUAUCUACAUAGAAACAACAUUCUCCUCUAAGGGCAGCACAUAA
This is a messenger RNA of Lepus europaeus (European hare), 1355 nucleotides long. RefSeq lists its product as uncharacterized. The transcript is spliced from 7 exons. The record is from RefSeq and is a predicted model, not a curated record. NCBI's taxonomy places the organism in Eukaryota, Metazoa, Chordata, Mammalia, Lagomorpha, Leporidae. The coding region runs from base 138 to 1355 and encodes 405 amino acids.